Asparagus officinalis (garden asparagus) is the source of this 903-nucleotide messenger RNA. RefSeq lists its product as uncharacterized. The coding region runs from base 119 to 637 and encodes 172 amino acids. The record is from RefSeq and is a predicted model, not a curated record. The transcript has 3 exons. Lineage: Eukaryota; Viridiplantae; Streptophyta; Magnoliopsida; Asparagales; Asparagaceae.
AUUCCCCUCCCCUCCCCUCGCCACUCUAUAAAAUCCAGCCGCACCCGCUCACCGUCCUCAUCGCCUACCUUCAUCCAACCGAAACUAAUUCACACCUCGAUCGCCUCAUUUCAUCUCAAUGGCUUGGUCCGCAGAGAACGCCACCAGAGCCUACCUCCACACCCUCAAAUCCGUAAGCUGGCCUAACCCUCGGCCUCAAUCCCCGCGGACGUAUUCUCCUCUACCAUUUUGGCAACAGGCCAAUGGAAAUUACAAUUACAACCUGCCGGGCCUCGUACGAGUCGUCGCAGGCGACGCUUUGGAGCUCAUCUCGAACGAGUACAAAGCGGCCGACUUCGUGCUCGUCGAUUGCGCGCUUAGGGACCAGGAGAGGGUGUUCAGAGCGGCGCAAGUUAGCGCCGCGGAGGCGAGCGGGGGUUUGGUUGUGGGACUCAAUGCGUUUGAUUGCGAGAAGUUUAAGGGGAGUGGGAGGUUGAGGGUGGAUUUGCUGCCGAUCGGAGGGGGGCUUAGGGUUUGCAGAGUGCCGAAGAGGGAGAGACUGAGGAGUCGGUGGGUGGUGAGGGUCGAUGAGUUCACCGGAGAGGAGCAUGUUUAUAGGAUCGCACCACCAGUGCAGAGGAAGAUGAUUAGAGCUUAGAGCCUUUUUAAUAGCGGCUCUUCUUGUUGUAGCUAAUAGGGGGAAUGUAGAGCCUUUGUGUGAUUCUAGAGUUGUUGCAAGAUGUAUAUAUGUUUUCUUUCUUUCUUUCUUUUUAAUCGUGUCUGGAAUCGAACCUAGCUUCCCAGGAGCGACACGGUUUUGACAUGUGACCUACUGGGUCGAUCUUGAUCGUUUUUCUUGCUUUUGUUAUUGAUGUUUGUAGAUGUAAAUGUUGAUAUUAAGAAGAUUUUUAGUUCUUUAAAUGA